UUGCAGCAUACCUCAUAUCUGGCGCUUGUGUAUAUAAUAAUGGUUGUUAUUGUGUGUGAUUGGUGUUGAUUUGGCAGGAUAGUUCUUUUCACAGUCUAGAAGUGCCAGUGGGGUAAUUUAUUUCAGCGAGAAGAAGGUGGGGUGGGAAAAUUGUUUGAAACAUUUUCACUUCAUUCUCCACCUCUACCAUAAAUGACGACGGUUCCUUAUUAGAUGUGAUCAUGUGCAUGCAGAGUGAUUUGUAAUACGUUGGCAUUGUGAAAAAAUAACAUUGUUGCGGUCUACGUGAUUAUACCCCACAUGCAAUCAGCCAGUGAACGUCAUUAUAUACCUUUUGUAUAUUUAGCAAAUGAUAUCAUAUUUUAUCCACGCAAGUACAGUUAAAACACUGAAAUAGGUUUUUGAAACAAGUGAACCAUACUGAUUUACUUUCAUGACUCUCAUCGAUGAAGAGCCGAUAGCGAUGAAAAAAACUCUCUUUCUAUAAUGGUUCAAACAAAAACACUUAUCACUUAAACAUUUCCGAUCGAGACUUUAUAGAAACCGCAGCAGUAGACGAACGGAACUAAGCUUCUAAUAUAACCUGGCCGUGCGCCCAUCACUUGUUCUUACUAAUAAACAAGAUCGUAUCGGUAUAAUCUCGGUUAAAGUUAAUUAUACCAUCUCGCGUUAAACGAUUGACCGUCGCGUCGAGCGUGUUUACAUGAAAAUGCAAUUUUUGUUAUACGACGUAAUUUUAGUGUGAUACUAUGAUAGUCUGACUGUUCGUAAUUUGGUUUUCGACCAGAUAUGACCAACCUCGUCCCCAUGCAGGAUUUCAGUGAAACGAGGUUGCGAUAUGACCUAUAUAUAACAUCUAAUUCGACUGGUGCAUGAAAAAUAGUAUUUAGCGAAGCGAAUCAGAGAAAAAUAUUUUUUUACGAAGAUAACCACAGGAAGAUAAAAUUCAUGUUUGUGUAUGGAAUCAAGCGUGCAUGAAUUCUGCGCUAUAUAUAAAAAUUGCAAAUAUUAUUUAAUAUAUAAUAUAUUAUUAUUCAUGUAUACAAACCGCAAGUCAAACUCGAAGACAAGUUUCAAAACAAAACCAAAGGUUGCAUUCUGACACUGAUUCCAAAGCUCUAUUUAUAUAAUGGUUCAAACAAAACACUUAUCACUUAAACUGAAAAAUAUAACUCGCAAUACAUUAGUGCACCAAUAUACUUUAAACAUUUUAAAAGCAGCUGGGUGUAUGCCUAUAUAUAACAGUGAAGAAGUAUGAAGUAUGUUUAACAGCUUAAUAAGUAAUUUUUAGGCUGUUCUUAUCAAUGCUGUGUUAAAAAACAUGACUAUAAACUCCCUGAUAUAAUUUUAUAUUAAUAAUUUUAUAUCAAUUUCGUCAGUUCCAGAAAACCAUUUGACACUUAAUCCUUGACUCAAUAUUUCGCUAAUCGGUAUUCAAUUUUCUCAUUCUUUCUUUUCGUGAUAUUGACUCAAAGUUUGGACCUGCAAUGUGUGCAUGCCAAGUCCACUUCGAGAUGGUAUAAAAGCAAGGGGCAAAGCCCGGCACAGCACAAUCUUUUUAGACGCAGUGUCAGUAUACUAAUCAAGAAGAAGGAUUAAAGACACGAAUAUGAAUAUGUCUACAAAAUUUAUCGCAGCAGCUGUCUUCCUUUGCGAAAUCUUUUUCAGUUCAGCAAACCCUGUUUCUUCGAAGACGAAUGUGUAUAUCCCAGGAGAUGAUAGAGCAAAUUGGGAAGCAUUGUGGAAUGCGAUGAAAAAUGAUACUCGGUCGUCAGGAACUCAUGGACCCGGUGAUCAGAGUAGUGCAUUUGACGAAAUUGUCAAAAUAAACGCCAGAGAAAGAGGAAGCGGAACACGAAAAGGCAAUGGGAGUGACUUUUUGUUUGAAGGUGACAUUAAGAUGAGCAAACAAGAGGCGAUAAAUAUAAUAACGCAUCACGCCGUCACGUCUCGUCAAAGACGGGCGAUUACAAAAAAUCGUGGUAUUUUAUGGCCAAAAAAUAUUCCUUAUGCUAUCGACACUAGUUUAAAUGAUGUUCAAUCAAACAUCAGAAAAGCGAUUGCAGAAUGGGAAACAACAUUGCCUUGCAUGGGUGAAUGGCGAGAUGUAACAAACGAGAAUAAACCAAGAGAUUUCAUGUACUUCUUCAGUGGCGAUGGAUGUUACUCAGACGUUGGACGAGUAGGUGGAAAGCAGGGAAUAUCAAUUGGUCGUGGUUGUGAGGAUCAUGGAAUAAUAAUUCACGAAAUUGGUCAUGCAAUGGGACUUUGGCACGAGCAAUCCCGCCCGGACAGGGACAAUUAUGUAGACAUUCUUUGGGAUAACAUUAUACCAGAUUUAAAAUUCAACUUUGAAAAGCAAAGCGAGGACACGGUCGAUAGUCUUGGCGUCCAGUAUGACUAUGAGAGCGUCAUGCAUUACGGAGCAUAUGCUUUUUCAAAGAACAAUCUGAAAACUAUCGAGACUAAACCUGUUGCGGGGAAACCAAUAGGACAGGAAGAAGGGCUUAGUGAGCUGGAUAAAAAGCAAGUCCGACUUCUUUAUGGAUGUGAAACGCCAUCAGGUUGUAAUGGCGAUGUGCAGUCUGCUAGGAAUUGCCAAUAUUGGAAGGGUUUGGGCUACUGUCAGAAAACAUUCGAGAGUUAUAUGGAGAAAAACUGUUGCAAGACAUGUAGUGAUACAGGUUGCGAAAGCGAUGUGCAGUCUGCUAGGAAUUGCCAAUAUUGGAAGGGAUUGGGCUAUUGUGAGAAGACAUACGUGAGUUAUAUGGAAAAAAACUGCUGCAAAACAUGCAAUGGUUGCAAUAGCGAUGUGCAGUCUGCUAGGAAUUGCCAAUAUUGGAAGGGAUUGGGCUAUUGUGAGAAGACAUACGUGAGUUAUAUGGAAAAAAAUUGCUGCAAGACAUGCAAUGGUAAGGGAAUUUCAGCUCCUGGGGACCAAUGA
Dendronephthya gigantea is the source of this 2944-nucleotide messenger RNA. Its product is annotated as zinc metalloproteinase nas-13-like. Gene Ontology annotation, molecular function: zinc ion binding; metalloendopeptidase activity. Bases 1610 to 2944 code for a protein of 444 amino acids. The record is from RefSeq and is a predicted model, not a curated record. Lineage: Eukaryota; Metazoa; Cnidaria; Anthozoa; Malacalcyonacea; Nephtheidae. Gene Ontology annotation, biological process: proteolysis. The transcript has 11 exons.